AUCAAGAUGGCCGAUGAUCUGAGAGGCUGUUAUACAUUACACGAAAUGUUCACAAUUGUGGGCAGUAGAAUGACACAAAAGGAUAUCAACAUCUUGAAAUAUCUCUACAACGGUAUUAUGCCUCAGAGAAUUAUAGGUCGGGUGAAGGACGGGGUGGAAUUUUUGCUUGGGCUGGAAAAAAUGAACAGAGUUGAUGAAACAAACUUCAAAUACGUUGUAGAUUUACUGAGAAUGAUUUCACGACAUGAUUUACUGCAGUAUGUCACUUUAAGGAAACGCAAACCAGUGUGUCCAGAUCCUGUCAAUGAAUAUCUAGAAGAAUCAUCCAGAUUAUCAAACAUACCAACUAAUGUGCCAAGGGAAAGAAAGCGAAAAGGUGCUGAACCAUCAGACCAGAAAGACUGCAAAGUCAGGAGGCGCUCUCUGCACAGGAAAGCUAAAUCCAGGUCUGGAUUCGCUAGUGAGCAAAGCUCUAGUCCAGGGACUUCUUCUUCUUUUGGCCCAGGAUCUUUUGUUACAGAUGACAGUGAUGCAGACCUGACAACAACUACGACAAAAGUUACUUGUGAUAUUCGACUAAGAGUGAGAGCUGAGUACAGUGACCACGUGACAGCACUGACAGGAAAUGUGAACUCAAACAAACCCACUCAGCUUGAAAGACAGUUUGAGAAAUUCAUGCAAGCCACAAACAUUCUAAAGUCCAGGGAUCUGGGAUCCAUUGUGUGUGAUAUCAAAUUUACAGAAUUGACAUAUCUUGAUGCAUUCUGGAGAGAUUAUCUGAAUGGAUCUUUAUUAGAAGCUCUCAAGGGGGUGUUUAUAACAGAUUCUCUGAAGGAAGCUGUCGGCAAUGAGUCCAUCAAGUUGUUGGUAAGUGUGGAUGAAGAUGACUAUGAGGCUGGAAGGUUGCUGCUUUUAGAAAACUUGAAAAGGUCAAAUCAAUAAUUGAAAUGUAAACAGUGGUGGCAGAACAUGGAGUCAUUGAAAUGAUUUUUUUUUUCAUUAUAAUGCUGCAUGAAUAUUAACAGGGUUUUUUCCUGAAUGUAUUUUUUUCAAUUGAUUGAAGACAGAGUAAUCAGAAAAGGGAUGCAUAAUAUUUUGAUGUACAGUAUUUGAAAUUCUGUAAGCAUUUUUUUCUGUAGUAAAUGUAUAUAUUAAUUUGAAAGGUAGAGUGCCUUUUUUUCACUUUAGAAACUAAGGAUUAAAUCCAUAAUUAUGCACUAAAUGACAAUUUGUUAAUUUCAUUAUGUGUCCUAAACAU
Molecule: messenger RNA, 1258 nt
Organism: Saccostrea echinata
Lineage: Eukaryota; Metazoa; Mollusca; Bivalvia; Ostreida; Ostreidae
Product: death effector domain-containing protein-like
Exons: 4
Coding region: 7-942 (311 amino acids)
Biological process (GO): extrinsic apoptotic signaling pathway via death domain receptors; apoptotic process; regulation of apoptotic process
Cellular component (GO): nucleolus
Molecular function (GO): DNA binding; protein binding
Source: RefSeq, a predicted model, not a curated record